This is a messenger RNA of Cucumis sativus (cucumber), 2017 nucleotides long. RefSeq names its product ABC transporter G family member 8. Gene Ontology annotation, molecular function: ATP binding; ABC-type transporter activity; ATP hydrolysis activity. The transcript is spliced from 2 exons. Gene Ontology annotation, cellular component: membrane. NCBI's taxonomy places the organism in Eukaryota, Viridiplantae, Streptophyta, Magnoliopsida, Cucurbitales, Cucurbitaceae. The record is from RefSeq and is a predicted model, not a curated record. Bases 73 to 1896 code for a protein of 607 amino acids.
UGACAGUCAAUUUAAGAUCACUUCCAUCUCCCUCUUUCUCAUUCUCUCUCCAUCACAAAAAUCUCUCUCCCAAUGGAAAAAGACCAACCACAGCCACAAGCAGAACCACCACCUCCGCCGCCGCCGCCACCACUGCCUCCAAGAAGCUACACAUUAACAGCAUCCUCAAUCUCCUACACAAAAUCCACCACCAUCUCACCCUACAACUGGCUCUUCAAAUCCUGCAUCACCACCACCCAACCCACCUACAUUCUCCGUAACAUUUCCUUCACAGCCCACCCUUCCCAAAUCCUCGCCAUCGUCGGCCCAAGCGGAGCCGGCAAAUCAACUCUCCUCGACAUCCUCUCCGCCCGUACCUCCCCAACCCAAGGCUCCCUCUUCCUCAACUCCUCCCCUCUUAACCCUUCCACCUUCCGUAAACUCUCCGCCUACGUCCCUCAACACGACGCCUCUCUCCCUCUCUUAACCGUCUCUGAAACCUUCACCUUUGCCGCCCGCCUCCUCCUCCCUAACAAAACCCUAAUCCCCUCCACUGUCAACUCCCUUCUCUCCGACCUCCGUCUCUCCCACCUCGCCAACACUCGCCUCAUCUCCGGCCUCUCUGGUGGUGAACGUCGACGCGUAUCUAUCGGCCUCGCUCUCCUCCACGAUCCAGCUAUCUUACUUCUCGACGAACCAACCUCCGGCCUCGACAGUGGGUCCGCAUAUAAUGUGAUAUCGACCCUUAAAUCGAUAUGCGAGUCGAGGAAUCGGACAGUGGUGGUUUCGAUUCAUCAGCCGAGUUAUCGGAUACUGUCUGAGAUUGAUGGGAUACUUUUGCUAUGUAAAGGAUGUGUGAUUCAUCAUGGGAGUGUUGAGAGUUUGGAGAGUUAUUUGAUAUCGAAAGAGUUAUGUAUUCCGCCGCAGCUUAAUGCUUUGGAAUUUGCUAUGGAAAUUAUUAAUGAUCUUACGCCUUGUAAUAAGGGUGUUGUGAUUAUUGGUAAUGAAGGUGGUACUUACUGUUCGAAUAAUCAUGAAGAUAAUGAAAACAAUGAGAUUAAAUAUCGGAGCUGUAGAUUGCAUGAGAUUUUGACGCUUCAUUGGAGAUUUUGGAUUAUUAUAUUUCGAACGAGGCAGCUGCUUUUGACUAAUACUUUGGAAGCUCUUGUUGUGGGAAUUGUAUUAGGAACAAUUUACAUAAACAUCGGGAUGGACAAAGCCGGCAUAGAGAAAAGAUUUGGUUUAUUCGCCUUCACACUAACAUUCCUCCUCUCUUCAACAACCGAAACUCUUCCUAUUUUCCUCAACGAACGUCCAAUUCUCCUCCGUGAAACCUCCUCCGGCCUCUACCGUCUCUCCUCCUACAUUAUCGCCAACACCCUCGUCUUCCUCCCCUACCUCCUCGCCAUCGCCCUCAUCUACUCCGCCUCCGUCUACUUCCUCGUCGGCCUCUGUGCCACUUGGCAAGCUUUCGCCUACUUCGUCCUCGUCAUUUGGGUCAUCAUUCUAAUGGCCAACUCCUUUGUUCUCUUCCUAAGCUCCCUCGCCCCAAACUACAUAGCCGGGACGUCGCUCGUGACGGUUCUCCUCGCUGCGUUUUUCCUAUUCUCGGGUUACUUCAUAUCACAAGAAAGCUUGCCUAAGUUUUGGAUGUUUAUGAACUUCAUGUCGAUGUACAAGUACGCUCUUGAUGCAUUGCUAAUCAACGAAUAUUCGUGUUUGGUUUCAAGAUGCUUCAUUUGGUUUGAAGAGAAUGAAAAUGAGUGUUUGGUCACGGGGGGAGAUGUGUUGGUUAAAAGAGGUCUUGAUCAGAACCAACGUUGGAGAAAUGUUUAUGCUUUGGUAGCGUUUUUUGUGUUAUAUCGUCUUCUUUGUUUGCUUGUUUUGAUUAGAAGGGUUUCUACAUCUAAGAAAUAAUAAAACGUUAACUACUAUUAUUAUUGUUACCUUCAUUGUUAUUUCCAUUUGUGGAAUUUUUUUCUUUUUUUGUAAAAUAAAAUGAUAGAGAUCAAUAUAUAUAUAUACAAUUUGAUGCAUA